Cervus elaphus (red deer) is the source of this 2220-nucleotide messenger RNA. It is a transcript of the gene EPHX4, whose product is annotated as epoxide hydrolase 4. NCBI's taxonomy places the organism in Eukaryota, Metazoa, Chordata, Mammalia, Artiodactyla, Cervidae. Bases 692 to 1780 code for a protein of 362 amino acids. The transcript has 7 exons. The record is from RefSeq and is a predicted model, not a curated record. Gene Ontology annotation, molecular function: hydrolase activity.
CAGAGGGACAGAAAAAAGACCAGGGGUUGCCAGAAGCUUGACUUUAUAACCAGACACCUAGCUGGUCGGAUAACGACUCAGAACCUAGCUGGAGAAUAGCAACACCUUCAGAUGAGCGUUGGGAAUGAAUAAAGAAAUGUCUUUCGGGUGGUAUGAAAAUCGUUUACUGCUCCCCCUCCCCCAUGCGCCCCAUAAUUCCACGAUCCGGAAAGAAGGCCUUAAAUUGGGGGGCAAGGAGGGGAUAUGAACACUGGUCAAAAUGAAUGGCUCUUCCUCCCACAGUAUCUAGCAUGGCUUGGGAAAGUCUCACCUUCAUUUCCCCCCCAGUUUAUCAGUUUUGAAAUGGGGCUUUACUCCCUGCGGAGGAAGGCCGGCUCUCCACCCUUGCCUAUCCGGUGCGGACCUCGCAGCGCUUGGGGUCCGCGGUGCGCCGCUCCGGGGCUGGGCGCGGCCGUCCCGAGCGCCCACCGUGAGUGUGGUAGCCCGGGGCUGUGACAACGGACCCGAGCCGGGCGCUGCAGCACGGGGACCCGCGGGGAGGCGUGCGCGGGGCAGGCGGCCGCCGACCGGCCGGCGGGUCUGACGCGCUGCCGCGCUCGCAGUCUCGCUCCGGCUCCAGAGUGCGCGCCGCUGCUUCCCGCGCCUCGGAAGCGUUGCGUUGCGUUGCGGGCCGCGCCGCUGCCGCCGCCGGAUGGCGAAGCUGCGGGAUUGCCUGCCCCGCCUGAUGGUCACGAUCCGCUCCCUGCUCUUCUGGUGCCUGAUCUACUUCUACUGCGGGCUCUGCGCCUCCAUCUACCUGCUCAAACUUUUGUGGAGCAUCGGCAAGGGACCCACGCAGACCUUCCGGCGAGUCGCCCGGGAACACCCGCCCGCGUGCUUGAACGACCCCUCUCUGGGUACCCACUGCUACGUGAGGAUCAAGGAUUCGGGGUUAAGAUUUCAUUAUGUUGCUGCUGGAGAAAGAGGCAAACCACUUAUGCUGCUGCUUCAUGGAUUUCCAGAAUUCUGGUAUUCUUGGCGUCACCAACUAAGGGAAUUUAAAAGUGAAUAUAGAGUUGUAGCACUGGAUUUGAGAGGCUAUGGAGAAACAGAUGCUCCUGUUCAUCGAGAGAAUUAUAAAUUGGACUGUCUAAUUACAGAUGUAAAGGAUAUUUUAGACUCUUUAGGGUAUAGCAAAUGUGUUCUUAUUGGCCAUGACUGGGGAGGCAUGAUUGCUUGGUUAAUUGCCAUCUGUUAUCCAGAAAUGGUGAUGAAGCUUAUUGUUAUUAACUUCCCUCAUCCAAAUGUAUUUACAGAAUAUAUUUUACGACACCCGGCUCAGCUGUUCAAAUCCAGCUAUUAUUACUUCUUCCAGAUACCAUGGUUCCCAGAAUUUAUGUUCUCCAUAAAUGAUUUCAAAGCUUUGAAACAUCUGUUUACUAGUCAUAGCACUGGCAUUGGAAGAAAAGGAUGUCGACUAACAACAGAAGAUCUUGAAGCUUAUAUUUAUGUUUUUUCUCAGCCUGGAGCAUUAAGCGGUCCAAUUAACCAUUACCGAAAUAUCUUUAGCUGCCUGCCUCUCAAACAUCACAUGGUGAUCACUCCAACACUACUACUGUGGGGAGAGAAAGACGCAUUUAUGGACGUUGAGAUGGCUGAAGUCACAAAGAUUUAUGUUAAAAACUAUUUCAGGCUAACUAUUUUGUCAGAAACCAGUCAUUGGCUCCAACAAGAACAACCUGACAUAGUGAACAAAUUGAUAUGGACAUUUCUAAAAGAAGAAACACGAAGAAAAGAUUGACUUUUUCUAUGAGGAAUCUAUAAUGGAAUCUCCAAAUAAUUUUUAAAAAUUGUUCAUCAACUUCUUUAAGCUUCAUUAGGAAAAAAUUGUUUUAAUAUGCUUUAUUAUAAAUAAGUAUCCUGACAAAUGAUAUUGAAAAAAAUCUGAGAAUGUGUGAACUUGUAGUAUAAUGUUGAUUUUCUUCUUCUGUUGUAUUUUGCACAGAAAAGCAUUUGCCUUAAAAUGUAUACACUUGGACAAAAAGGAAGUUGGAAAAAGUGGCUCAGUUUUGGGUUUUUUUGCAUUCUUUACCUUGUUAAUAUAUGGUGCCUUUUACAAAUGUAUAUUAAAGAUUAGUUGUGCCAUAUUAAAAGGCAAACGUGCAAUGCUAUACAUUUUUAUUUUAUUGUUCAAAAGUUCUUUUUACUAUUUUUUAACCAUUAAAAAAUUCUGUUAUCAAA